Messenger RNA from Siniperca chuatsi (mandarin fish), 907 nucleotides. Its product is annotated as histone H4. The record is from RefSeq and is a predicted model, not a curated record. NCBI's taxonomy places the organism in Eukaryota, Metazoa, Chordata, Actinopteri, Centrarchiformes, Sinipercidae. Gene Ontology annotation, biological process: nucleosome assembly. Gene Ontology annotation, cellular component: nucleosome. The transcript has a single exon. Gene Ontology annotation, molecular function: structural constituent of chromatin; DNA binding; protein heterodimerization activity. Bases 46 to 357 code for a protein of 103 amino acids.
CAAUAAUCAGACUUGUACAGUCAGUCAAAUAAUAAAUAUUACACGAUGAGUGGACGAGGAAAAGGCGGCAAGGGACUCGGUAAAGGAGGCGCUAAGCGUCACCGUAAAGUGCUCCGUGAUAACAUCCAGGGCAUCACCAAGCCCGCCAUCCGCCGUCUGGCUCGCCGCGGCGGAGUGAAGCGUAUCUCCGGUCUGAUCUACGAGGAGACCCGCGGUGUGCUCAAGGUCUUCCUGGAGAACGUGAUCCGUGACGCCGUCACCUACACCGAGCACGCCAAGAGGAAGACCGUCACCGCCAUGGACGUGGUGUACGCUCUCAAGAGGCAGGGCCGCACUCUGUACGGCUUCGGAGGCUAAACCUGAUCCCGACCCGCUCAGACCCCCCAACACAAAGGCCCUUUUAAGGGCCAAACACUUCCUCUAAUGAGUCUUUCCUGAUGUCUUAUGAUUUACACGUGAUAUCAAAAUAAUUAACCGUAUUGGCUGAUAAUAUAAUCAAACUAAAACUUUAAUGUGUCUCUAACAUUUCUCAAUUAUAAUUAUAUAGUGACUAUUAAAGUUUUUUUUUUCUUAUUCCUUAACAGCUCUAUACUACAAACUUCUCUCAAACCUCACUGCUCUAGCUUUAAAAAAUAAAAAGUUGAAGUAGUAGCAUAGUGUAAUUAAAUAUUCUAUACACCUGUAUUUUAUUUUUCUAUUGAGGAUAGUUUAUUUUCACACUAACAUAUGGAUACAGUGGUAAUACAGCUAAAUAUACUAAAAGCUUGUACACAUUUUCGGUGAGAAUUUGAUGUAUUUUCAUGUCUGUCUUGUGACUGUAAAUAAUCAUCAGUGUCCAUACUGUAAUUUUACUAAUACAGAUUUGUGAUUAUUGGGCUAUAUCAAUAAAUAUGAAUUUAUCAAUAUC